AUGACUGAAAAUAAUAUUCAAGAACGUUAUCAGACAUUGAAUAAUCUUCAACAAGAACAAUUAAUUGCUUUACGGAAAGAAAAUUAUGAUUUAAAAUUAAAAAUUACUUCGGAUAAACAACGAAAAUUAAUUCGAAAAAAAGAAUAUGAAGAAAAAUUAGGAAAUCUUCAAAUACUUGUUCAAGAUGCAAGUAUUCGAUUGAAUGAAGGUAGUGAAGUUAUUAGAAAAUUACAACAACAUUUAAAAAUUUGUCAAGAAAAAUUAUCAGAUAAAACAAAAUCAUUAUGUGCAAAGGAUGAUAUGAUUCAUGAUUAUCAAUUACAUAUUGGUCAUCUCAAUGAUACUAUAAAACAAUUAAUGGAUGAAAAGAAACAAUUGAUUGAUGAAUGUACAGCACAACAAUUGAAAUAUUCAUUAAAUGUGAGUUUUGAUUGA
Messenger RNA from Adineta steineri, 435 nucleotides. Lineage: Eukaryota; Metazoa; Rotifera; Eurotatoria; Adinetida; Adinetidae. The record is from the annotation of a GenBank genome assembly.